This is a messenger RNA of Aethalodelphis obliquidens (Pacific white-sided dolphin), 11284 nucleotides long. It is a transcript of the gene CLOCK, whose product is annotated as clock circadian regulator. The record is from RefSeq and is a predicted model, not a curated record. The transcript is spliced from 25 exons. Gene Ontology annotation, cellular component: cytoplasm; nucleus; CLOCK-BMAL transcription complex. Gene Ontology annotation, biological process: circadian regulation of gene expression; regulation of transcription by RNA polymerase II. Bases 1341 to 3893 code for a protein of 850 amino acids. Lineage: Eukaryota; Metazoa; Chordata; Mammalia; Artiodactyla; Delphinidae. Gene Ontology annotation, molecular function: DNA-binding transcription factor activity, RNA polymerase II-specific; protein dimerization activity; E-box binding.
GUGUGUCUUUUCUCGGGAGUUGGGGCGGAGGCCCGCCCCGGUUGAGGGGCUCUCCGGAAAAGCUGGGGUUACCUGCGGGGCAGGGGCGGGAUUGGGGUGCACGGCGGGGCCGGGUGGCUGGAGCGCGCUCUUGGGCUGGGGCCGAUUCGAGCGGCAGAGCGGCCGGGAAAGCCGGAGACCGGGUGCGGAGAGGGCUUUCGCUGGGGACCCGUUAGGCCUUGUGACCCACUUUAUUCCUGUCACAACUCGGGCACGUUUGGAGCGGAGCCCAAUGGGGCGCCAGGACGGCCAGCUCCUCCGGGGAACCCCCGCCCUCCCGGCCCUCGGCCCUCGCGCCGCGGUCCGCAGUCCGUGUGGCGGCCACCGCCGCCCGUGGGCUGGUUCCGUUAGUGGUCGCGGUUCCGGGCCUCGGUCCCCGGGGAGCGCGCGGCUCCGCGCGUCCGACUCAGGCGACUGCGCGGGUUCGAGGGUGCCCCGCGCGGCGCCGCUUCUCCUUCCUUCCGUCCAUCCGCUCCCGCCUGCUCCGUGUCACCGCGGCAGCUGGCUCUUCUAGCUGCCUUUCCGCCGGCGAAGCCGGAGUCUUUAUAGCUAGUCCUGGAGCUCUGGCCCCAGGAGUGUAGUUUCCAACGCGUAGCGCCGCAGAGCUUAUAUUCCUAAGUGCGUUUUCGCCGGUGUAGAAAUCGUCCUGUUAGUAAUAGCAGAAUCCUGAAAGGUAAAAGCCUCGUCCUCUGACCUGGCAAAUGAAAGAUCGAAUCAGGUGGCGGUUUCUUGCUAUCAGAAUGCCACGCUCUACGACCUUAAGCCUUUCUAACCUUAAAAAAAAGAAAAAAACCAAUGUCUUCUUUUACAGUGAAGGAAAAGCCCAAGAAGUAAAGAAACUUUUACAGUAAUUGUUGAUUUGGCUAUUAUGCUGAUCCCCCGAAUCAAAAAAAGCUGCUGAAACUUAGAAGCUGAUUUUGUCACAGUGUAAGAUGCCUUUGGAAGAUUCUGCAUUCCUCUUAGAUGAAUCUUUACAACUUGUCAACACUCGUUUAACCAAUACCAAGAUCAAGAUAUAGAACAUUUUCAUCAAUCCAGGAGCCUCCUUCAUGCCCCCUGACAGUCAUCACGCACUCCCAAAGAAUUCUGAGACUGAUGGUCAGCCAUACAGAAGAAUACAUUGAACUUACAGUUUUCUGAAGAAUCAGUUCAAAAGAUCCCCAAAAUACAAAAGAGUCAUAAUAAUGUUAACUCUGGAUAUAACCACCUAGCCAAAAUCACGGUAUUGGAAAUUUGGGCAAGCGUGCGUGUAUAUGAGGAGAAGUACAAAUGUCUACUACAAGACGAAAACGUAAUAUGUUAUGUUGUUUACCGUAAGCUGUAGUAAAAUGAGCUCACUUGUUGACAGAGACGAUGGUAGUAUUUUUGAUGGGUUGGUGGAAGAAGAUGACAAGGACAAAGCAAAAAGAGUAUCUAGAAACAAAUCUGAAAAGAAACGUAGAGAUCAGUUUAAUGUUCUCAUUAAAGAACUGGGAUCCAUGCUUCCUGGGAAUGCUAGAAAGAUGGACAAAUCUACUGUUCUACAGAAGAGCAUUGAUUUUUUACGAAAACAUAAAGAAAUCACUGCACAGUCAGAUGCUAGUGAAAUUCGACAGGACUGGAAACCUACAUUCCUUAGUAAUGAAGAGUUUACACAAUUAAUGCUGGAGGCUCUUGAUGGUUUUUUUUUAGCAAUCAUGACAGAUGGAAGCAUAAUAUAUGUGUCUGAGAGUGUAACUUCAUUACUUGAACAUUUACCAUCAGAUCUUGUGGAUCAAAGUAUAUUUAAUUUUAUCCCAGAGGGGGAACAUUCAGAAGUUUAUAAAAUACUCUCUACGCAUCUGCUGGAAAGUGAUUCAUUAACCCCUGAAUAUUUAAAAUCAAAAAAUCAGUUAGAAUUUUGUUGUCAUAUGCUUCGAGGAACAAUAGACCCAAAGGAGCCGUCUACUUACGAAUAUGUGAAAUUUAUAGGAAAUUUCAAAUCUUUAAACAGUGUAUCCACUUCAGCACACAAUGGUUUUGAAGGAACAAUACAACGCACACACAAGCCUUCUUAUGAAGAUAGAGUUUGUUUUGUAGCUACUGUCAGAUUAGCUACGCCUCAGUUCAUCAAGGAAAUGUGCACUGUUGAAGAACCUAAUGAAGAGUUUACAUCUAGACAUAGUUUAGAAUGGAAGUUUCUAUUUCUAGAUCACAGGGCACCACCCAUAAUAGGAUAUUUGCCAUUUGAAGUUCUGGGAACAUCAGGCUAUGAUUACUAUCAUGUGGAUGACCUAGAAAAUUUGGCAAAAUGUCAUGAGCACUUAAUGCAAUACGGGAAAGGCAAAUCAUGUUACUAUAGGUUCCUGACCAAAGGACAACAGUGGAUUUGGCUUCAAACUCAUUAUUAUAUCACUUAUCAUCAGUGGAAUUCAAGACCAGAGUUCAUUGUUUGUACUCACACCGUAGUAAGUUAUGCAGAAGUUAGGGCUGAAAGACGACGAGAACUUGGCAUUGAAGAGUCUCUUCCAGAGACAGCUGCUGACAAAAGCCAAGAUUCUGGGUCUGAUAAUCGUAUAAAUACAGUCAGUCUCAAGGAAGCAUUGGAAAGGUUUGAUCACAGCCCAACUCCUUCUGCUUCCUCCCGGAGUUCAAGAAAAUCAUCUCAUACUGCAGUCUCAGACCCUUCCUCUACACCUACAAAGAUCCCAACGGAUACUAGCACUCCUCCCAGACAGCAUUUACCAGCUCAUGAAAAGAUGGCACAAAGGAGGUCAUCAUUUAGUAGUCAGUCCAUAAAUUCCCAGUCUGUUGGUCAGUCAUUAACACAGCCAGUGAUGUCUCAAGCUGCAAAUUUACCAGUUCCACAAGGCAUGUCCCAGUUUCAGUUCUCAGCUCAGUUAGGAGCCAUGCAGCAUCUGAAAGACCAGUUGGAGCAACGGACUCGGAUGAUAGAGGCAAACAUUCAUCGGCAACAAGAAGAACUAAGAAAAAUUCAAGAGCAGCUUCAAAUGGUCCAUGGUCAAGGGCUUCAGAUGUUUUUACAACAGUCAACCCCUGGAUUGAAUUUUGGUUCUGUUCAACUUUCUUCUGGAAAUUCAUCUAAUAUCCAGCAGCUUGCACCUAUAAAUAUGCAAAGCCAGGUUGUUCAGACUAACCAAAUUCAAAGUGGAAUGAAUACUGGACACAUUGGCACAACUCAGCACAUGAUACAACAGCAGACUUUACAAAGUACAUCAAGUCAGCAGAAUCAACAGAAUGUACUGAGCGGGCACAGUCAGCAAACAUCUCCUCCCAGUCAGACACAGAGCACUCUUACAGCCCCACUGUACAACACUAUGGUGAUUUCUCAGCCGACGGCCGGAAGCAUGGUCCAGAUUCCAUCUAGUAUGCCACAGAACAGUUCCCAGAGUGCUGCAGUAACUACAUUCACUCAGGACAGACAGAUAAGAUUUUCUCAAGGUCAGCAGCUUGUGACCAAGUUAGUAACUGCUCCUGUAGCCUGCGGGGCGGUCGUGGUGCCCAGCGCUAUGCUCAUGGGUCAGGUGGUGACUGCCUACCCUACCUUUGCUCCACAACCACCGCAGUCACAGACACUGCCGGUCCCACAGCAGCAGCAGCAGCAGCAGCAGCAGAGUUCCCAGGAACAGCAACUCCCUGCAGUGCAGCAGCCGCCGCAGGCGCAGCUGGCUCAACCGCCGCAGCAGUUUUUACAGACUUCUAGAUUGCUCCACGGGAACCCUUCAACUCAGCUUAUCCUCUCUGCUGCAUUUCCACUACAGCAGAGCACUUUCCCUCAGUCACAUCACCAGCAACACCAGUCUCAGCAACAGCAGCAACUGAAUCGGCGCAGGACUGACAGUUUGACUGAUCCUUCCAAGGUUCAACCACAGUAGCACACACGCUUCCUUUCUGCCCUCAAGGGAGGAAGGGGGUGGCCCAUAAAAGAGUUGCUCGGAUGAUCUGAGGAUAGCAUGAAAAGUUCCAGUGGUUUCAUGAGAUGCAGUAUUGAGUGUUCUAGUUCCUGGAAUUAGUUAGCAGAGAAAAUGCUGCCUCGUGCUGCGGAUGUGCAUUAAAUACCAGCCAGCAGGAGAUGAUCAUAGGGCCAUAGCCAAUCCUGACAGUGUUUUACUUGCCCAGAUAUUUUUUGAUGGAAAAAGAGUAUAUUGCCAAAUGUUAAGAAACUCAGCUAUGAAACAUGACCUCCAGUGAAUAAGAAAGGCACUAACAAUGUUAGUAACUUUGAGUGGUUCUGUGCCUGUUUUCAAGUGUUACAGAGGAUACACCACUGCCAUGUCAGGGGUUUGCUUACAAUGAUGCCAUGAAGACAGUCCAGUAGACUCAGUAGGCCCCCUUCCCCAACCCCUCUCCCUUUUCGGAUAAUGAUGGAAUAGUAAUUAAUUUCAGAAUGUUGUAUGAGUUUAAAUUCUCUAUGUACAGACGCUGUAAAAAUAAUAUUAUGUAUAUGUCUGGAUAAAAGGAGAGAAAGCAAAACAUUUUGUAUGCUGCAUGAAAGCAUUAUCUCAUUUAGGUAUGAGUAGUUUCCUUAGAUUCUGACACCAUGUGCAAACUAAUACAUCCUCUUCUCUCUUUUGUUUACCAUACAGUAGUGUUCUCUUCAGUUUCCGGGGCACAAGUCUUUUUAUGUUCAUACUUUGGCUGUGAUGUCACAGUUUGUUCAGUGAGGUAUGAUGUGCUGCUGGGAAUGGAUUUUUUUUUUCAGGUUAAAUUAUUUGAAACAGGAUUUUCAAGUUACUCAGAAAUAUCCCUCAUUUCAUUAUUUUUCAAUUAUGUUUGAAAAUAGGAUUUGCACUGCUUUAUUUUAAGAUGGUUGGGAGUUUUGAUCACAUAUUUUGAUCUAGUUCAUAGUUGGAAAUAGUUGUGUAAAUGGUUUUUAACAAGCCUGAAAGUAAUUUAAAGAAUGUUUCAGUUAUAGGAGUGAAUUUGCACACAAAAUAUUUUAGGCACUUUUUAACGUUCUCACUGGUGGGAAUUUUAACUUUUAGGAUUUGUUGGAACCUUUUUAUUAUCCCCACAAUUUCAAUGCUUCUUUUAGUCAGAAAUGAUUCAGGGUUAUUUGAGGGAAAAAAAAAAAACAAAAAAAAACAACCCAUUGUGCCUUGAUUUUGAUUCAGGUGAUAACUCACCAUCUUGAGCUCAUCGUCUGGUUUCAGUAGCAGUUUUGAAAUCUUGGUACAUUUUUAAUAGCAUGUGGGUGUCAGUGCCAUUAAGUUUCUAAUGAAGACUGCUUUGAGUCUCUUGGUUUAGAGGUACAAAUAAUUUCAAAAUAAAAGAUGACAUCCUAAUGAUACAUCAGAGUUACUAAUGUGAUCACAAAGUUGUUUUGCUAAAUCAUCAUUUUCCUUAAAGCUAUGUAGUCAUUUAGUAAUUACCAGUAAAUAUUUGCUCAAUGUGAUCUUAAAAUCCUGUGAAGAAAAAAGAAGGGGUAGGAAUUGGCUUUGCCUUCACUACAGCAGUAGAAUAUUGUAGCUCACAUGCUUCAUAAACAUGAACUAAGAUUUCAUUUGUUAAUACAUUCUAAAGGUAGUAAGUUCCAACCAGAAUUACGUACAUUAAAAAAAAAGCAUUUUAUAGAUUUUAUGGUACUAGUAAUUAAAUUUAUAACUACAGAACAAAGGAAAAUUAAUGGGAAAAAAUCUUAUUAGAAUAUCAAAAAUUAUUACUGAGGAAAGGGAAGACAGCAAGCUAUAAUAAAUCAAAAUUGACCUUAAAAGAAAAUGUGUAACAGAAUUGAGGUUGUUAAAUAGAAAAGAUUUCAGCAAUGAAAAUAAUCUAGUACAGAAUUGCUAGAUAAAGGAGUCAGGGGAACUCUCAGUCAGUUCUUAAGACUUUUCUGUUCUCAGCUUUGCUAUCAUCCUUAAGGGGUAUACUUUGUCUUUCUGUAGAAAACCAUGCCUGGCCACACAUAAACUAGAAAAUUAAUGUUGAAAACAACCAAAGAGACUUGGUACCUACCCUUCUACAAAAGAAGUGUUACUAGAUGCCAAUCAGUAAUUAACAUAUCAAGGAGCUCCUCUUCUAGCUAAAUGAUCAUGACUUUCUCAUGAAUGUCAAGAAUAAAUGUCGGAAUAUCUGUGUACUUGAGCAUAUGUACACGUGGACAACAUUGAUGUUGUAGAGUAUGGCAACAGUAUUUUUUUCCCCUUUCAGAUUGCCUUUCUUAACCUUAUCAUGCCAUUCCAUAUAUAUCUGAGUUGUGCCUCAUUUAUUUAUUGGCAAUAUGUAGUGAUACAGAUUUAGCAAACAAAAGAUAUGAUGAACUAUUAUAUUAAGGUUUAUUUUCUAAGUCCCAUAUGUAAAAAGAAAGAUGGUGAACCGUGAGUACUGUGUACUUAGGUUAACACAAGCAAAGUAUAAGACAAGCCACAAGGUAAAUCUGUAGACUGUUUAUGCACAUUCUCCUCCACCAGUCCCUUCAAGCAUUUUUUCAUCCUCACAAAUAUUUGGGAAAGAAAAUUAGACAAGAUUUUGCUUUAUAAUUCCUGCUGUUCCUCACAGCUCAUUUUUUUCCUGCUUAGAAUUGGUUGCUACACUUAAAGGAGCAGCUUUUCUUUUGCUGUCAGAAUGAAGUGUUGGAUCAGAAGAGCUAGUAACUGCCUCUCAGCUCCUCCUUUAACUUGGUUUCCUCCUGCUUCCCUGGAACUUGGGCUGCAGAGCAGUCCCUGUCCCCUCCUCCGUGCAUUGAGACUUGAGCAUUCUGAUGAAGAUUCAGCAGUGGCCUGUUCUUCAUUCAUUUCUGUAGCCAAAGUUGUUCAUUAAAAUCCAAAUCUAAGUCAUGAAAAAAUACCAAAUAGGAACACCUUUCAACUACUUAAAAAUCUUAUCUUCCCUCUGCUUUACUCUCAUAGAUCCUCGGUUUUUCUUAAAAAACACUUGAUUCUGGGUGGCAGUCAUUAGGUGUUACCUUCUUUGGACUGCUGUGGCACUGGGUGAGUCACUGUUGUUCUCACAGCUACCAGUGAGGACUGUAAGGGUUCAUGAAGUUGCUGCCACGACUGGCGUCAGACCAGAACCAAGACACUCAAAAGCACUUCAGUUUUUGAGUGAAAAUAUUGGGAGAAAAGCAAAUACGGGGGAAGAUGGGGGCAGCAUGUGAGUAAAUACUACAGUUCAGUCUCCCAACUCCGUCCCAGGUUGAGGGGGUAAUUUGAGUCCUGUGCUCUGCUUUGUCACGUAAAUCUGGUUUAGGAAUGUACUAGUAAUAAAAGGAUGCCAGUGACUUUGAACAGUUUGUUGUAGAAUUCUCAGUGUAGAUUCGUGAAAGUGUUGUAAUUCUUCAGAAGUGCUUGGGUUGUUGGUCAUUGCCUUAAAGCGGUCUGCUUGCAGUUAGUUAAGGGCACUGCUUGUUGAAGGGAGAUGAGCCCUUGUUCAAGAAGCCUUAGGAAGGGGCCCCUUAAAAUAGUACUCUAUUUGCCGGCUCUACACAGACAGGUGAAAAUUAUUUUAAACUGGAAGUUACUCAACGUGUUUUAAGAUGUCUCCACGACAUUGAGGUAGCCUUUUUUUUUUUUUUAAAGUGGACUGCAAAUAGCAUUUUGCUCUGGUAUUGCUCAUUUCUACUUUUUUUCUUUUCCUAUAUUUCUCUGGUAAUUGAAAGUUUGUUGACGAACAUUUGUGUAAAACUCAUUCAAGUCUAUAACCUUUCCAAUGUCUGUGACCCUGUUCUUAGUCCCUCGGGAGUCAGUGUUGGAAGGUAUAAACACUGGAUAUUAUUAUUGCUGAGUGAGUCUAGCCAGGAAUAAGCCGAUUGGAAUUUUUAAACAGAGGAAAAGAAACAGCACAAAGGCACUUGCCAUUUUAUAGUGAUUGGAGGAAAAGAGUCUUUUGUUUGGGGUGGGUGAGCGUUCUUCCAAAAGGAGCUUCUGAAGUAAUUGCAAAGGAAAAGAGUUGACUAUUUUUAUAGCAUAUUUAAUAUAUUUGUAUAUAACUAUGAAUAUAAUAGGAACCCUUCACAUGCCUCCCCCCUUUUCUAAUUUACUUCCCCUUUUGCCAUAGCUCUAGCUUAGCCUCAUCCGCAUGGGUAACGUGCCUAUUGUCAGCCUACCAAGAGAUAGUGCUGCUGCUUUCUGAGACAGGUGAGAAGACCCAACUCUCAUGCCUGGGGAUCCUUUAUAUAGGAAUAGCACACACUUCGCAGACAACACACCACAGUCUAAAAGCAUCAUUUUGAAAGGUAACAAGCACUUUAUUGCAAUUACUCAUUUUGAUAAAGUUUAUUAUCUUAGAUACUACCAUUUCUAAAGGAUCCCCGAAUCAUCACUUAGGUGAAAUUUUUAAAUGACACAUUUCUGAGAAAUGUUUAGAUCCAGUGAACCAUAGUAGGUUUAUGGGAGUGAUUUCAUGGUAGCCAAAUGAACUUUGACUUUUGUUUUGAAUGUGGUGGAGUCAAGAGACUGUGGAUGCCUAGCUCCAUUUAGACACUAUUGUAAACCUAUCUUGCCUAAUGUGUGGACACCAAAAGAGACCAAUGAGCCUGUUUAUUUUCAGAGGUCUAGGAGAAUUGCAUCAGUGUGAAUAGAUGUAUAGAACUAACCUAAAAGUGAUUGGUAGUCAUAUUUUAGAAUACAGUAAUUUCAAGAAUUAUUCUGGGUGUUUUAAAUGUGCUCUGAAAUGUUGGCAUGUCAUUUCAGUGUUUCCAUUUGAAUUGCUCUUGUAAUAUUUUUGCACAGAAAGGACUGAGAAAGACUACUUUGGUUGAAGAAAAGGAAAAAUAAUAAUAAUUUGGUCAUAUUUUAAUGUCUCCUGUGGAAACACUGGGGAUGAAUUUUGUUGGUACAGUUAUUAAUUCAGGAUGUUUGAAACAGUAUUGAACAGCUCACAAGAAACUAAGCAAACGUGGAUAUUAAAAAUUAAAACUUUCUUUCCAUGUGACUGUUUUGCAUACUUUUUCCUCAUGUCAUAAUUUAACACUACAUUCCUUGUUUUUGUUAAAUAAAAUAAUACUUUGCAGGUUCUGUUUUUGAGUAUUUAACAAUAUUUUGUAAGCUGCCUGAGUUUUCCUAGGGAAACGUUCUUUAGUGAAAUAGUUUAUGAAGAGGUAUUAAGUGAAAGUCCAUCACCACCACCAGCAAAUACUGAGGUGCUGCAUUAAGUGACAAUCAAAAUAGUAUUUAUGGGAGAAUUUAGAAAGUGGUUUUUAAAGAAGCAAUUGCUUUGAAAGCAGUUCUCUGGGUUUCUUGAAUAAAAAUGGCUAAAUGUAUUUAUUUAUAUUUUUAAAUAUCUUUGUGUUCUGUUUUCUCAUCAGAGUGAUUUCACAGCGUAUUUAAUUGUGGUUUGUUUUGUUUUGCCUUGUAAUCUUCUAUGUGGAGGACUGGCUCUUCCCAUCUGGGGUGCAGUCCUUAGCCCUCGCGACGCCUCUUCAUGGCGAUUGGAACCUGUUCCACUUCAAGACAGCAGUGGAGCCCCAGUCCAGAUGCCCCUGUGCUUCCCUGCUGUUCUCAACUUAGAUAGGAAACAGUAAAGGUAACUCCUUUCAAAUCUGCUUCAUAUAGCUCCAAGUUUUUUCUAGUUUCACUUGCUGCCUUUUCUAUUUUAUGGGCACUUUUAAUAUGAUAACUUCCCCAACACAGCCAAACGCCAGUAUGACAGAACCCAAAACACGCGCUGCCUGUUUGGGAAAAUGUUAUUAAAACGGUCAGCAUCUUCUAAUGGCCGUCACUAUCAUAUCCAUAUUAAAAUCCAUCUAAAGUCCUUAAAUAUAGGUGGAAUACUGCAAACUCUUCUACAGAAAACAUUUGCUGUGUUUAUAUAGUGUAGUGUUGCUUGGUCCUUUAAAAACAAAGCUACACCAAACCUCCAUACACAGCAUUGUCCAAUAAAGCAGUGUUUCAACAUUUGAGGCCUAGAAAUUUGAGGAUACUUCUUGCUGGUCUGUAUUGGAACAGAAUUCCCCACCUUAGGGCUCCCAGAGUAGUUCUUGAGUCCCACAGCCCAGGUCCAGAGCACGCUCUAGCUUUUGGGAUCCCUUAGAGAAUGGUAAUUAAAGGAGGUCAACCACCAGUUGGAUUUAAUGAUAUAAAAAAUGUUUCUUGACUCUAAGGGUUAAAUUGGAGACACGAUGUCUUUAAAUGUAUGCUUUUUAGUUUCUGAGGAAACCAACGGUGACAUUGCUUUAAAAACUACAUUCAGAUGUUUUAUGAUGUGUAUUUUGAGUUGGCCUAUACUGGUACAGAUUCACUGCUGGCAAUGGUUGUACCAAUACUAAAGAGUUCAAAUGUUAGGAAAGCUCUGUUAUCUAUCUUCAGAUUGAUGUAUUAUGUAACCGGACAAUCACCAUCAAGCAAAAAGAAGAGGAAUCCUUUUCCUUUAUAGAUGUCAGCCAGAGCAGCUGUAAUUUAGAUCAUCCUAGAAUUACUCUGAAGUCUGUUUUAUCAUAUGGUGUAAGUCGGGGAGGGUGCUCAGUAUGGCACUUGCACAUUCAUUCUAUGUAAAGACUGAAGCCCAAAGACGAGUUAAAUUCAGUGCUGUAUUGAAACCAGUCAGUGCAAAAAAAAAAAAAAAAGUUUUAUCUCUGUAAAUUUUUAAUUGUUAAUUUAACAUCAGUUGGUAAUUGUAAAAACACACACCAAAUUCUUUCUAAUGUUCUGUGUGGUUCUUAGUGUACUACUCUUGACAUUGAUGUGUCCUUACUGCUUGGUUCUUGGUUUUAAAUUAAAAUUAGAUAUAGCCUGUCAUUCUUCCUUCUGAAAGGGUGGAGCUAUAAAUGGCUAAGAAUACCUUUUUUUUCCUAAAGCAAACAUUUCAUUGAAAUCCAGAUUGAUUUACAAAAACAAGACUGACAUUUUCCAAGUAAUAACUUCAGCCCAAAUCCUAAAUUACACAGAAGCACAAUGGGAUAAUGAAUGGUUUCAACGGUGCUAUAAUAGGUUCUCUGCUGAUUUUCAUGAGCUAUGUUUGGAAAUUCAAUAUUAUAUAAAAUGCGGAUCAUUUUGUUACUUAUUUAAAUAUUGCCAUUUUAAUUUGGUGUUACAAUUGGUCACACUUGUUUCUCAGAGCUGUCCUUUGAGAACAGGUAAAGUGUUAUUAGCCUACCUCCACUCAGGCCUCUUGCUGUAUAAUCAUUUUUCCAGGUUAUGAUGUGCACAGUUUUUAAAAACUAUAUGUACUAUGAUAAUGCUCUUUCCCAUACUCUUGUAUUCAGAACCUAAAAUUAUAGCAAAAGAGCCAAGCAGUAGCAUUGAGUUUUUUUUUAUAAAUGUAAAAUUAAUUAGAUUCAGACUUUGUUUCCUUAUUCAGUUUUAAAAAUAAAAAAUACCUCAGUGCUGUU